AUGGCCGAGAAUGACACCAAGCCCUAUGGCCAGAUCUGCUUCAUCGAAGUGCCCGUGACCUCUGUGUCGCGCGCCUCUACCUUCUACUCUUCCGUCCUCGGCUGGAUCUGUGACGAUCUGGACGGCAAGCCGGUGCCUGGCGGACUCGCGAACCAUGCGAAAUCAAUCCACAUGUUCAACAAGGGCGCCUUGCAUGGGGGCUUCCUGCUCCAGACGCACGAGAACGGCGUUGCCAGAAUCACCGAGUUGGGCCCGCCCGAGCAGGAUGUUCCGGUGAUGACAUUUCUGGUGGAGAGCAUCGACGAGACGCUCAAGAAGGUCGAGGCCGCUGGCGGCAAGAUGUAUAUCCCCAAGACCGAAAUUGGCGGAGGAAUGGGCUUCUUCGCUCGGUUCAUCGACACCGAGGGCAACGUCCAAGGGAUAUGGUCGAAAGAGUAG
This is a messenger RNA of Cladophialophora psammophila CBS 110553, 438 nucleotides long. RefSeq lists its product as uncharacterized. NCBI's taxonomy places the organism in Eukaryota, Fungi, Ascomycota, Eurotiomycetes, Chaetothyriales, Herpotrichiellaceae. The coding region runs from base 1 to 438 and encodes 145 amino acids. The transcript is spliced from 2 exons. The record is from RefSeq and is a predicted model, not a curated record.